AUGGCCCUGGCUGCAGCUUUCGACUUGGACACGCUCCAACUGGAUGCAGUCAACGCGUUUUUGAACAGCAUACUCACUGACGAGGUUUAUGUGGAGUUGCCACCAGGCAUGUUCCCCAAGACCGCGAACGUGCGCUGUUGGAGACUUCACAUAAACCUCGUCAGUGAGUAUGCUGUUCAAAAACGCGUUGACUGCAUCCAGUUGGAGCGUGUCCAAGUCGAAAGCUGCAGCCAGGGCCAUGAUCAUGCGUGCGGUUCUUACAGCCAAUGUGGCGGCAUACUUCUCCUCUGUGGAGACAACUUGUAA
Messenger RNA from Penicillium bovifimosum, 306 nucleotides. RefSeq lists its product as uncharacterized. NCBI's taxonomy places the organism in Eukaryota, Fungi, Ascomycota, Eurotiomycetes, Eurotiales, Aspergillaceae. The transcript has a single exon. Bases 1 to 306 code for a protein of 101 amino acids. The record is from RefSeq and is a predicted model, not a curated record.